This is a messenger RNA of Colletotrichum destructivum, 1758 nucleotides long. RefSeq names its product Putative glyoxalase/Bleomycin resistance protein/Dihydroxybiphenyl dioxygenase. The record is from RefSeq and is a predicted model, not a curated record. The transcript has a single exon. The coding region runs from base 126 to 1382 and encodes 418 amino acids. Gene Ontology annotation, biological process: L-tyrosine catabolic process. Gene Ontology annotation, molecular function: 4-hydroxyphenylpyruvate dioxygenase activity. NCBI's taxonomy places the organism in Eukaryota, Fungi, Ascomycota, Sordariomycetes, Glomerellales, Glomerellaceae.
UGGUUUCCCUCCUCAUCCGUCCGUCCAUCAGUGCCAUCUCCAACAUCUUCCAACUCGUAUCAGAGACCCCGACUUAUCCAAGCCCGAGACUUACUCCUGGCACAGCCAAAAACUUCUGAGUGUCAAUGUCCCCUUCUGCUAUCACAGACUCCCCGCCACAGAACGCCGCGUACCCGGCAUCAACAGACCUCGGCGAUGGACUCGCAGUGCAGCACCCGCCGCCCAACUUCCAGGGCUACGACCACGUAACCUGGUGGGUGGGCAACGCCAAGCAGGCCGCCGCAUACUACACCACUCUCUUCGGCUUCAAAACCGUCGCGUACAAGGGCCUUGAGACGGGCAGCAGGUACAUCGCCUCGUACGCCGUCGCCAACAAGGGCGUACGCUUCGUCUUCACAUCCCCUGUGCGCUCUCUCGCCCAUCUACCCGAGGACGAUCCCAUCUCCGACGCGGAGCGCGAGCUCCUGCGCGAGAUUCACGCCCACCUCGAGAAGCACGGCGAUGCCGUCAAGGAUGUCGCCUUCGAGGUCGACAACGUUGAAGCCGUCUACGCCAAGGCCGUCCAGGGGGGCGCCAUCGCCGUUCAGCCGCCCGCCGUUAUCAAGGACAAGGAGCACGGCGACGUGCUGACGGCCGUCAUCCGCACCUACGGCGACACUACUCACACGCUCAUCGCCCGUGGCGGCUACCGCGGGCCCUUUCUCCCGGGCUUCCGCGCCGCCAAGCCCGCGACCGCCACCGUUACCCUCCCCGACGUGCCCCUGGCCCGUAUCGACCACUGCGUCGGCAACCAGUCGUGGAACGAGAUGGUGGCCGCCUGCGCCUUUUAUGAGCAGUGCCUGUCGUUCCACCGCUUCUGGUCCGUCGACGACUCGCAGAUCAGCACCGAGUUCUCGGCCCUCAACUCCAUCGUCAUGGCGUCCUCCAACAACCUCGUCAAGAUGCCCAUCAACGAGCCCGCCCCGGGCAAGAAGAAGUCCCAGAUCGAGGAGUACGUCGUCUUCAACUCGGGCGCCGGCGUCCAGCAUAUCGCCCUGCUGACGCAUGACAUCAUCGCCACCGUCUCGGCCAUGCGCGCCCGCGGCGUCGAGUUUAUCGCCGUCCCCUCGACCUACUACGACACCAUGCGCCACCGCCUCAAGACGGAGAGGCGGAACUGGGAGCUCAAGGAGGAUCUCGCCACCAUCGAGGCCCUCAACAUUCUCAUCGACUAUGACGAGCAGGGCUACCUGUUGCAGCUCUUUACCAAGCCGCUGAUGGACCGGCCGACUGUGUUUAUCGAGAUCAUUCAGCGCAACCACUUUGAGGGUUUCGGUGCUGGCAACUUCAAGAGCCUGUUUGAGGCCAUUGAGCGCGAGCAGGCCGAGCGGGGGAACUUGUAAACCUGUGACGAAGGAGACAUCGAAAAGGGAGGGGAAGAAAGUAAAGGUGGGGGGAGUGUCUCUGUUGUUCGAGCUUGGUCCAAGAUACGACCGGGUCAUCAAAAGGGCAUUGAUUGGCAUCGAUGAAAUUAUGCAAACCAUGUGUUUACUCAUAUAUUCACAAGCGGUCCUAUUCAGACCCCUUGUGCCGAUGUACAGAUCUCUUUUCUUCGUGCUCCUGUCCUGAUUCCGUGACGCUGACCGAUACUCAACUAUGCACCAAAACGUGGCAUCCAGUCGCCCCCCUUGCCAGCAAAAUGGUGGAAGCUCGGUUUCUGGGCGUCCUCGUCUAUGUAUGUAGGUGGCCGUAACUGAUUCCUGUCACCCCCCCCCCCCC